This is a messenger RNA of Coffea arabica (coffee), 939 nucleotides long. RefSeq names its product homeobox-leucine zipper protein HOX21-like. NCBI's taxonomy places the organism in Eukaryota, Viridiplantae, Streptophyta, Magnoliopsida, Gentianales, Rubiaceae. Gene Ontology annotation, molecular function: DNA-binding transcription factor activity, RNA polymerase II-specific; sequence-specific DNA binding. Gene Ontology annotation, cellular component: nucleus. The record is from RefSeq and is a predicted model, not a curated record. Gene Ontology annotation, biological process: positive regulation of DNA-templated transcription.
ACAAAAAAAUUUCUUGGACAAAAUCCAGGGCUUAAGUCGAUGAUCUGCUAAAUAAAAUCGAAGCAAAUCGUGUUGAACUACUCCUAAUCCAGACCCUCCCCGUACCAGAAAGAAUUAGACCUUGGGGAUUUUGUUUCUCAUGAUUCAUGGUAAUAUGGAAACCUUUUUCCCGGUCAACUCCAUGUUUCAAAACCAUCAAGAUCAUGACCGCCUUCCUUCCAGCAAUAAUCCCUCUGCCCCUUGCGCGGCACAUCGUGACUUCCCUGCCAUUUCUAGUGCCCUGAUGAGGAGAUCCAUGUUGUUUUCUGGGGUUGACAUGUCUGAAGAAGCGCUGCGUCUAGAAGAUGACAUGUCAGACGACGGCGCUGCGCCACUUGGGGAGAAGAAGAAGCGGCUCAACUUGGAGCAAGUGAAGGUGCUCGAGAAAAGUUUCGAGUUGGGUAGCAAGCUUGAGCCAGAGAGGAAAAUGCAGCUAGCCAGGGCUCUGGAGUUGCAACCGAGGCAGGUCGCCAUAUGGUUCCAGAACAGGAGAGCUAGAUGGAAGACUAAGCAAAUGGAAAAAGACUAUGAGGUUUUGAAGAGACAAGUCGAAAUACUCAAGGCUGACAAUGAACUCCUCAGGAUGAUGGUUUCUGAAAUACUCAAGGUUUCUGAACUCAGGCAUUAGAGUUGGAAAAGUGAAAGUAGCUUCUCCCUCAGGAUGAUGGUUUCUGAAAUACUCAAGGCUGACAAUGAACUCAGGCUGAAAUACUCAAGGUUUCUGAACCAUUUGAUCCAAUGAUGGAGUUAACAAUUCGAUCGCUAGCUGAGCUGGAGCAUGCUUUGUCCCAAUUCUUUCUCGAAUGCAUUGAAUUGCAGUGCUUUUUCUACGCGGGUCUGCAAAAAUUGGCCAGAUCUCUCUUUUUUCAAAGAACCGUAGGUCAAGUAAUUGGGGUUUUC